Molecule: messenger RNA, 2289 nt
Organism: Megalopta genalis
Lineage: Eukaryota; Metazoa; Arthropoda; Insecta; Hymenoptera; Halictidae
Biological process (GO): clustering of voltage-gated sodium channels; cilium assembly
Cellular component (GO): centriole
Source: RefSeq, a predicted model, not a curated record
AUCUGUCGAUAACAGCAGAAGUGUUGAUGUUUACGCGUUGCAAGUGAAUGCGUUAUCCGAAAUAUGUGACAUGAACGUCAACUAUAAAUUAAACUAAUAGUAUGUUUACCACGAUGCGCCUUUUAUCAAGAUAGCAGUACAAAGUGUAGCAUUUUUGUAGCAAUAAAAUGUUAGAGAUAGAGCAGGAUCCAAAUCUCAAAGCAAGCAUUGACACAGAUGCCAUACUUAAGGAACAUCAUGACACUGUGGAGGACCUUAAGCGGGACUUAAAGUUGUGCAAGGUGGAACAAAAUAAUAUAAGGAAUGAAUUGGAAAUUCUACGAAAUGAAAGUCAAAAAGUUCACGAUAUAAAAGAGUCCUUGAACCGUAUUCAUUCGGAAGAAUGCGGUAGCCAAGACUCUCAUAAAAAGGAAUUAGCAAAUUUGCAGGAGCGCCUUGUAUUACUAGAGACUGAAAAGGAUUCAGCGUUGCAGCUAUGGCAUAUUUCAUUAAAUACCGUAAGUGCCUUGGAGGAAGAAUUGCAAGGUCUUCGUACGAAUGGGAAAGGUACAAAAUACUACCGGGAGCAAGCAAAUGCUAUUAAAGAAAGCUAUUCCGAAGCUAUUAAAAUGUUAGAAGAGAAACUUAUGCAGGCUAAAGACAAUUUUAUAAAACAUCAAACGCUUUAUCAAACGAGUAGAGAAAGAGUCGAAGGUUUAACCAAGGAAAAGGACGAACUGUUGGAAAAGUAUAAUAAUCUACAAACAGAAUAUCAAGAGAAAGAUAGGAAUAAUCAAAUAACGAUAGAGACGCUAAAACGAGAGUUAGCGUAUGCCAAAACAGAAUCUAACAAGAUAGCCCAAACUAAAUUAGAACUGGAAAAGAAAUUGAAUGAAGUCAAGAGAUAUGCUGAAAAUAUAGUAGAGAAAGAUAAAGAAACAAAGAAUAAAAUGGCAGAAGCCAUUGAGCUAAUAGAAUCAGCAGUUAGGGAGAAAGAUUUGGUACUUCAUCGCGAAGCUCUUGUUUCGGAAGAAAAAUCGAGACUGGAACAUAGACUGGCAAUAAUAGCAAAUGAAUACGAUGCAAAAAUACAGGAAUUAAAUAAAAAGACUCAAGAUGAAAUUGAAUUACGCACAAAAACUUAUUUAACUGAGAUUAAAGAAAUUAAAGCAGAAUUAAAAGAAAAAAUUGCAUUGCUAGAAAAAACUCAAAAAGAACUUAAAUUCACUGAAGAAGAACUGUGUAAGAUACGUAGGGAUUCGAAUGAAAAGCUAUUAGAUUAUGAGCAAAAAGCAAAGCGCUUGGAAUUCCAAUUGCAGGUGUACAAUGAGACAAUGGCCAAGAAUACGUAUGAUAUUGAAAUUAAGCAGUUAAAAGACAAAAUUGCUGCUCUUGAGAAUAAUCUGAUCAGUUCGAAUGAUAAAUUACAGAAGUUAGAAUGGCACCAAUCUACUAACGUGGAAGAUCAAAUGAAGAAGACCGAUCGUGAUAACAAAGACAUAUUGAGACAAUACUCGGAUCUAGAAAUCCAAUUAUCUAAAACAUUAGGCGAUAAAGAGAAUCUUAUUUUACAAUUAAAUACUCUAAAACAUGAUUUUGAUCAUGAGAUACGGAAAAGAGAUAAUGAAAGACAUUCUUUUGAAAAUAAAAUUCAUGAAUUAGAAGUUAAUCUUCACAAAACAAAUUGUGUAAAAGAAAACAAAUUAAGAGAUAAUCUUAAUGAUGAAGUGAAUUCUUAUCUGCACGACAUAAAAAAUAAACGGUCAUUAGAUAUAACAGUACAAAAUAAAUGUCAUUGUUGUCAAGCAGUAUUAUCAGAUCAUGUGAAUAAAUUGCAAGAAAAGUUCGACAGGAAAACAAAGGAGUUGGUCCAUCAUGUUCAAGUUCAUCAGAAAUUGAGUAAAAAAUGGAGAGACGAAGCUAAAUCGUUAACAGUGAAAUUUCAAGGAAAAGCCAAAGAACUGCGAGGUAAAAUAAGUGCAUUGCAAAAAGAAAAUAAUGAAUUGAGCGCAGAAUUGUUAACUUGCAAACAACAAUUGGCCCAGCACACAUUGCAAGAUAUACAGAGGUAUAUUAUUAGUAAGUUACAAUACGAGUGGAUUAUUAAAUAACAAUAAAUAUUUGUUUUUUAGAUUCAAUGCAACAAACGAAAUUAGAUGACAAUAUCGUUUUUCAUUUAGGACAAUUUUACAGUCAAAACUUGAUUUUAUUAAUACUAUGAGAGCAUAUCAAUUUAUUCACAUUAAAAAAUCAUUUUACAUUACACGUAUAUUUUGUUUAUUGAUUAAAAUAUUGCCUAUUUUUUGAACA